CCGGACCCGGGUACGCGUCUUGUGCCCGCCCCCUCCGACAAGGCACAGCAUCCACGCGCUGCGUGAUCCCCAUCACAGACCGAGAGCCGAUGGAGUAGUAGUACUCGUAGUAGUGGGAGUGCUCUCGGCUUCCUUUCGCCCUCUUCUCCUCCUCUUUUUUUUCCAUUAAUGGAUUCGCCUUUUCUCCGGAUUACCGCUUCAUCCCAUCGCGAGUGAGCCGCCGUGAAUCGCGAGAGGAGAAGUCUCCCGACAGGAGACAAGAUGGCGUCCAACAACACCCUGCGCAGCUACUCCAUCAUCCCGUGUUUCAUCUUCGUGGAGCUCGUCAUCAUGUCCGGCACGGCGCUGUUGGCCUACUACAUGGAGUGCACCGACCUGUUCAGCGUGCACAUGCAGGGCUUCUUCUGCAACGACGCCGAGCUGAUGAAGCCGUACCCCGGCGCAGAGGAGACCAGCUUCAUCCCGCCGCUCAUCCUCUACUGCGUGGUGGCUGCUGCUCCCACCGCCAUAAUUUUCAUCGGCGAGGUGUCCAUGUAUGUGAUGAAGUCGACGAGGGAAGCCCUCCUGGCCCAGGAGAAAACCAUCGUGACGGGCGACUGUUGUUACCUCAACCCCCUCAUCCGCCGCAUCAUACGCUUCGUCGGUGUGUUUGCGUUCGGUCUCUUUGCCACAGACAUCUUCGUCAACGCGGGCCAGGUGGUGACCGGAGGCCUCUCGCCCUACUUCCUGUCCGUCUGCAAGCCCAACUACACCGGCACCGAGUGCCGCUUUAAUCACCAGUUCAUCGUCAACGGCAACAUCUGCACGGGGAACCCCGUCGUCGUGGAGAGUGCUCGCCGGUCGUUCCCAUCCAAGGACGCGUCGCUGAGUGUGUACUCUGCUGUGUACCUGACGAUGUAUAUCACCAGCACCAUCAAGACCAAGUCCAGCCGCCUGGCCAAGCCUGUGCUCUGCCUGGGCACGCUCUGCUCGGCCUUCCUCGCCGGCCUCAACCGGGUCUCAGAGUACCGGAACCACUGCUCGGACGUAGUGGCCGGAUUCAUCCUGGGUUCGGCCAUUGCUCUGUUUCUGGGUAUAUGUGUUGUGAACAACUUCAAAGGCGUCCACAGUGCAGCGGCUAAACAGAAAACCGAAGACUACCGCGGUCUUCCUCUGAUGACUUUCCCCCGUGUAGAGAGCCCUCUGGAGACCCUCAGUGCACAGAACCACUCGGCAUCGAUGACGGAGGUCACAUGACUAAGGGGGCAGCACCGGGUCACGUUUGCGUCUCCACAGCACUUCCAGACACAAUGACGAGGGACGCAUGUCACGUGGCUCUGAAUGCUUAACAAAAAACAUAGCUGAUAUAUCUGUUUAAUUCACCCGUGGGAGCAAAGUAUACCAUGUUUCUAAAGGCUCUGGUCCAGUCGGGGCCCACCUAUUGCAUCGGUGAAAACACAUCACAAGGCAAAACUUAAGCACAUAUUGUUGUUUUCCAGAUAUUUGGGACCAUUUGAAACACGGGGCGAUAUUUUGCCUCCACGGCGCGCUGUUUGUAGUUAGAGGACGAUGUUUUGUACAUUUUGUAUGAGCGAGUGCUGUAGCCUAACCUGACGGUGUGAAACCUGCGCACUUCCUGUCAGCUGACUCACCCUGUUUUACAUCACAUCCUGCCAGAUGAUUUGCCUCGUCGUCGCCCGUUCCCUCCAGUCUGAAAAACGUGCUAUGGAAAAAAUAUUGAUGUUGUCGUUCUGUGGUGUUUGUCAUCUGUACAGAAAAAAAGACAGAAUCCUUCUUUUUAUUAUCUCUCUCUGUACAUUGAUCGACCGUGUCGGGUCAUAUUUUGUAAAGAUUUUUGUCAAUCUGUAUGACUAUUACGAUCCAUUUGGACCUGUUUGCCUGCUGUGUAAACCUGGAUAUGUUUUGGUAUCAGUUUAGGUGUUUUGGGGAAUGACCCCUGUCUCCUGUGGAGGAAACCACAAGGAAGAGUCAGUGACAUCCUCCGAGUCAGAAAAUGGGGUUUGGCACUUGUAGUGCCAUUAUAUGAGCUGAAAUGAGUAUGAAGUGAAAUUCACGCAAUCAGAGUGUUUCACCCCAAUUUCCUGAUUCACUGUGAUGUUAAUAGGAUUUUUUUCUACAGAGAGGUCCAGUGGGGCUAGCCUGUGCCAGAUUCACCUGAAGAUUUCACUGCUAUGGCAGUACACUUAAAGCUGAAAUCGCAGUAGAGGACAUCUUCAUCGAGUACAUUUAAAAAGAGAAAAAGAGAAGAAAAGAGACUUGAAAUGCUCCCUGAAGUGACUGUGUGACUUAGUUAAGGCCUGGCUAGCCCUUUCAUUGGAAACCAGGCAAAUGACUCCUGCUUCACUUUUCCUCCUCGAGGCCCCCCCCCCCCCCCCCCGACCCACCAGUGGAUUGUGAUGCAAUGUUGUGACUCCAUUUCCCAUUGGAAGAUACGCCUAGCAUGAAGAGAGAGGUCAAGAUGUUUUAUAGAUAUUCAUGAUUUCAAUUAUACUCAUUAUCAUUGUGACUAUAAUUUCUUUUUUUUUUACUUUAAGAACAAAACAAAAAAAAGUGUUUCAUUUGAAAUGCUACAUAUAUUUUUUUCUUCAUUUGACCACAAAUUAAAUAGUCAGUAGCAACAA
Messenger RNA from Pungitius pungitius (ninespine stickleback), 2621 nucleotides. RefSeq names its product phospholipid phosphatase related 1 (gene plppr1). Gene Ontology annotation, molecular function: phosphatidate phosphatase activity. The transcript has 8 exons. Bases 262 to 1236 code for a protein of 324 amino acids. Lineage: Eukaryota; Metazoa; Chordata; Actinopteri; Perciformes; Gasterosteidae. Gene Ontology annotation, cellular component: plasma membrane. Gene Ontology annotation, biological process: phospholipid dephosphorylation; signal transduction; phospholipid metabolic process. The record is from RefSeq and is a predicted model, not a curated record.